Molecule: messenger RNA, 960 nt
Organism: Octodon degus (degu)
Lineage: Eukaryota; Metazoa; Chordata; Mammalia; Rodentia; Octodontidae
Product: olfactory receptor 10S1
Exons: 1
Coding region: 22-960 (312 amino acids)
Biological process (GO): G protein-coupled receptor signaling pathway
Cellular component (GO): membrane
Molecular function (GO): olfactory receptor activity; G protein-coupled receptor activity
Source: RefSeq, a predicted model, not a curated record
AAGCAACUAAUCUGUGAGAAGAUGGUUUUCAAGUCUCAGCACCUCAACGGGACAGCGGUGAGCCACUUCCUCCUGCAAGGUCUGCUGUACACAGCGGAGCACCCUAGCCUCUUCUUCCUCCUCUUCCUUCUCAUCUACAGCAUCACGGUGACUGGGAAUCUCCUCAUUCUCCUCACUGUAGCCUCUGACCCGCACCUCCACUCCCCCAUGUACCAUUUCCUGGGCCACCUCUCCUUCCUGGAUGCCUGCUUGUCUACAGUGACAGUGCCCAAGGUCCUGGCAGGCCUACUGACCCCCGAGGAGAAGCUGAUCUCCUUCCAAGGCUGUGCUGUACAACUUUACUGCUUUCACUUUCUAGCCAGCACCGAGUGCUUCCUGUACACGGUCAUGGCCUACGAUCGCUACCUGGCCAUCUGUCAGCCUCUGCACUACCCAGUGGCCAUGAGCAAACGGAUGUGCGCGGGGCUGGCAGGGAUCACCUGGGCUGUAGGUGCGGCGCACUCGGCCGUGCAUACCUCCCUCACCUUCCGCCUGCACUACUGCGGCCCUCACCAUAUCGCCUAUUUCUUCUGCGACAUCCCCCCUGUGCUGAAGUUGGCCUGUGCGGACACCACCAUUAAUGAGCUUGUCAUGCUUGCCAACAUUGGCAUAGUGGCUGCAGGCUGCCUGCUCCUCAUUGUCACCUCCUACGUCUUCAUCGUGGCUGCUGUGCUGCGCAUGCGCACCGCGGAGGGCCGGCAGAGGGCCUUCUCCACCUGCUCGGCCCACCUCACCGUGGUGCUCCUGUACUACCUGCCGCCUGUCUGCAUCUACCUGCAGCCGCACUCCAGCGGGCCCGCCGCGGGGGCGCCCGCCGUCUUCUACACCAUCAUCACCCCUAUGCUCAACCCUUUCAUUUACACGUUGCGGAACCAAGAGGUGAAGCGGGCACUGGGGAGGCGGCUCUGUCCAGGCCCCUGA